Cajanus cajan (pigeon pea) is the source of this 1587-nucleotide messenger RNA. RefSeq lists its product as uncharacterized. The record is from RefSeq and is a predicted model, not a curated record. Lineage: Eukaryota; Viridiplantae; Streptophyta; Magnoliopsida; Fabales; Fabaceae.
UCCUUUUUUCCCUCUGCCUAUAACAACAGUUGGAGAGGUGUCAUAUAUUAGGUAAAAGAAUUGUUGAGACUUAUAAAGAGGUUAUUUUCUCUCCUUUACUUUCGGUUACAUCUCUAUUUGUAGCCUCUAGAUGGAGCCUUUUUCUCCAAAGAGAAAACAAACUUUGGUGUCAAUUACUCUUUCAACACCAAAAAAAAAUCUUCUGGUAAAUGAAUUUCCUCUCAAAUCACCAACACAAUUGAAGGCACAUGUAGCUGUCAAAUCAUUCGAGUCAUCAAAAAAUUUUCCAAUUACUGGUCAAUAGGUAUCUCCAAUUAAUUCCAUUCAAUUCAAUCCCCAUUGAAACCAACAAGGUGAGGCCCAGUUUUUCCAUCAUCCAAGAUAGACCCAAAAAAAAUCUAGCUUCAAAGACACAAAAAGGGACAUGAAAAGUUGAAAUCAUACAUAGUAUAUAAAUAUUUGUGUUGUUGAAUGGCAAAAGGGGUUUGAAAUUUGAAUCCCUAAGGGAGCAUGCAUUAUGGCUCUCCACCUUUCCCUUAGAUCACAAUCAGUGUCAAACGCAAGCCAAGGAUCACCUUACCUUGGGAGAAUAUCAGAGGAGCCUUUACCUUUUCAUAGCAAAAGUAGUGCUCAAAGCACCGUGACAUGCAUCUACCAAGCCAACGUUGCAUCGUAUUGGAGGAACGUGUCAGUGUUGUGGUGCAAAAACCUCAUGAGCCACACGUUAAACCUCAAGAUUGACAGCAUAAAAGGUGAGUUAAGCUACACCUGCAAGAUAGACGUGAAGCCAUGGUACUUUUGGAACAAAAAAGGGUACAAAUCUUUUGAGGUUGACGGCCACCAGGUGGAGGUUUAUUGGGACCUCCGGUCGGCGAGAUUCGCCGGCGGAAGCCCCGAGCCGAGCGGGGACUACUACGUGGCGAUGGUGUCCGGUGAAGAGGUUGUGUUGUUGUUGGGUGAUCACAAUUACAAGAAGAAGGCCUUCAAGAGAAUGAAGAUGAAGCCAAGCAUUGUGGAGGCACUUUUGUUGGUCAAGAGAGAAAGCGUGUUCGCCAAGAAAAGUUUUGCAACCAGGGCCAGGUUUGAUGAGAAGAGAAAAGAGAAUGACAUUGUGGUGGAGAGCUCAACAUCGGGGAACAAAGAGCCUGAGAUGUGGAUCAGCAUUGAUGGGAUUGUGUUGAUUCAUGUCAAGAACUUGCAGUGGAAGUUUAGGGGGAACCAAACAGUUAUGGUCAACAAGCAACCAGUACAAGUCUAUUGGGAUGUGCAUGAUUGGUUGUUUAGUGUGCCUGGCUCAGGGCCUGGUCUGUUCAUUUUCAAGGCUGGACCUGUGGAGGCUGAGAAUGAAAGAGAGGAGAGAGGUGUUGAGGGAUGUGAAAGUGAUGAUGGUAGUUGUGCCAGUGGAUAUUAUUCAACCUUGAGUUAUGCUCCUGUUGAGUCUUGCCUAGUGCUUUGUGCCUACAAGCUUGAAUAAUGUAUAAAUAUAAUUCUGGAGUGGGGGCAAAGAGUAGCAAGAAUGUAAAGAUAAUUAGUUCUAUCUUUUUUUCUUGAUUGUAAUGGAUGCAAUGCAAAUGCAACCAAUAUUAU